Molecule: messenger RNA, 4239 nt
Organism: Closterium sp. NIES-65
Lineage: Eukaryota; Viridiplantae; Streptophyta; Zygnematophyceae; Desmidiales; Closteriaceae
Source: the annotation of a GenBank genome assembly
AUGGCCGCUAACGUAAUCCAUGUCGCUAACGCGAGGGAGCUGGUCCGAGACGUAGAGGCUCUUUUCCCGAAAUUGGACCCUCAGACGGACUGGGAUGCUCGCAUGGCCGCCCUGAAGCGCCUCGAGGGCCUCUUCCGAGGCGGUACGUGCUCUCCAUGCAUAGCUCAAAGUAGCGUCAAGUUAGGAGAUUUGGAGUUCGAUGCAGAGCAAGUUUCAGAGAUUGUCGUCAUCAAGGUGUCCCUCUACGAGCUUGCAGUUCGAUUCAACGCGUGCAACCUCGUGUCAGCAAUCGCUGAGUGCCUGUCCGGGGAGUUCGAACCAUGCGCGGAUAUCGUGCUUCAGGAGCUUAUGAAGCUGCUCGGGUCGUCUGCGGCUAUUAUGGCCGACUCAGCUGACUCCACCAUUCGAACUGCAAUGUCCGGAAAUUAUCCCUUAUGCCGUUGGCCUCGUUCUUUCAAAUUUCUACCUUGUUCGUGCCAUCCUAUUGCCUUACCAGGUGGUGAUGCGCUGCAGACCCGCCCGCACGCUGAGCAAGGUGUGCGGAGUGUGUUCUACUGGCGCUGGAGGUGCGCGGAGUAUGUUCUACUGGCGUUAGAGGUGUGGGGCCCGCAGGGCGAGCUGGUGAUGCUGGUGGAUGCGAUUGAGAGCAGCAUUCGCAGUGGUGUGCAGGAUGGCACACGGGAGGUGCGAGCCACAGCCAGGCGCAGCUUCCGGGAGUUCUCCCACUUGUGGCCGGAGAGGGCCGCCCGGCUGCACUCCUCGUUUGAUGUCACGGUGCAGAAGGUAAGGCGGUGGCGAGGUGAGGAGGUGGGGAGUGCUGGUGCUGCUGCUGCUGCUGGUGUUGGUGCUGGUAGUGCUGCUGGUGUGGCGCGUGUUUCUAUAGACGAUGUUCCUAUGAAGGAAAACGUGCAGGGGAGAUGGGGUGGAGCAGCGGCAGCGGGAGGAGGUGUUUGUGGGGUUGGGCCGAGGAGGCAGAGGCACAGCAUUGCAGCGUCAACCAAUCUCGAAGGUCUGGUGCCUUCACAACUUCUAGGGACAGCUGCGAACAGGGUGGGGCGAGAGGCGCUGGGGGAACGGGAGGCGGAGGGGAAGGGGGGAGUUGGGGUGCGAACGGGGAACGUGAGUGGAGGCGGAAUUGCGGGAGGUGGGAUUGGGGGGGUUGGGGUUGGGGUUGCUGGUGGGGAGAGGAGGGUGGUGCAUGCGAGGAGGCCUGCUAGACGGAGUGUUUCCAGCAGCUAUGGGGCUGGCGGGAUGGGGGCAACAGGAGGGGCAGGAGCAAUCGGAGGGACACGCUUAACGGGAGCUAUAGGGGCGAGAGGAGGAGCAGUAGGAGCAGCAGGGGUAGGAGGAGGGAGGGAUCGGACACAGCGAAAUAAGCCACAGCAGCAUCAGGAUGUGGGGGAGGAGAUGAGGUUGAAAGUAGAGGAGGGGUUGCGGAAGGGUUGUGAUUGGUCGAGACGGGUGGCGGCAUUAGAGGCUGUGAGGGGGUGUGUGAUGGGCGGAGGGGAUGAGGCGGCGUGGGGAGGAGCGGAGGGAGAUGGAGUGAGCCGCAAGGGUGUUCAGGCCGUUGUGAAGCACCUGGACAGAGUAGUGGAGCUGCUAGUAGCGGGGAUGGAGUUCGCCCACACCAAAGUGGCAGCCUCAGCUCUGGCCCUCCUGGAAGACCUCGUGCUGCACUGCCCGCCCAUCCUCACCCCCCCCCACCUCGACAAAUGGCUCCCCCCUCUCUUCUCCCGCAUGGCUGACACUGGGAAAGACCGCAUGCGCGCACAUGCAGAGGGGAUUCUUUUGAGACGUCUCAAAAACACCCUCACUUCACGUUGCUCUUCUCCUGCGGUAGUGGAGCUGUUAGUAACGGGGAUGGAAUUCGCCCACACCAAAGUCGCCUCUGCAGCUCUGGCCCUUCUAGAAGACCUCGUGCUGCACUGCCCGGCCAUCCUCACCCCCCCCCACCUUGACAAAUGGCUUCCCCCUCUCUUCUCCCGCGUGGCUGACACUGGGAAAGACCGCAUGCGCGCACAGGCCGAGGGGAUACUGGAUUGUGCUUUAAACAGCUGGUUUAGGCGUGGACAUGGGUGUGGAGGGGUGAAUGGGGGGUUGGGUGAGGUGGAGAGGAGUGGUGAGGGGUUGAGAUGGGGAGAAGGGGAGGCUGUGCAGGUGCUGCUGCCGGUGUUAGAGAGGGCUUUGGAGGGGCAGAGGGGGCCGAGGGUGAGGGUGUGUGUGGUGGAGUUUGCAGAGAAAGUACUGAGGGGGAGGGCGGGGAGAGAGGAGGAGAGGGAGGAGGGGGGAGAGGAAGAGAACGGAGGAGAGGAGGAGCACAAUGGGAGGCAGCGUGGUGGCAACGCAGCGGUCCGAGUAAGUGACGUGCUAUACGUGAUGCUGGAGCGGGCGUUGGAGGGGCAGAGGGGGCCGAGGGUGCGGGUGUGUGUGGUGGAGUUUGCAAAGCAGGUGCUGAGGGGGAGGGCGGGGAGAGAGGAGGAGAGAGAGGAGGGAGGGGAGGGGGAGGACGGGGGUGAGGAGGAGGGGGAAGGAGGGAGGCAGCGUUGUGGGAGUGCAUUGGCUCGGGUCAGAAAGAGCACAGCGGAAGCCAAGAGCAUCAGGCAGUGGGGCGUGCGUCUCCUCCCACUGCUCAAGGACCCAAAGACCCGCCUGCCAGCAGCGCGGUGUCUGGGGGAGGUGGUGGCACAGAUCGGCCCUGUGUUCCUGGCAGCUCACAUUGAUUCGCUCCCUGACUCGGAACUGACUGACUUCCUUGCGCUGCUAGACAGGGCGGCACAGCCGGAUGUAGCGGUGGCUGUAGCAGAGUUCGUGCAGGGGAGUCAGAUUCACGGGCAUGGACAUAGCAUGUCGGCAGCUGGGCCGAGACACGAACGAGCGCCGGGAGCAGCUCGAGCAUCGGCAACAUCCGCCGACUCAGGCAUGCACAUAGCUGGUCUCACUGAACGAGACAGUGGGCAGGUGGUGUGGGAGGGGGGAGACGAUGGGGGAGGAGUGGGAGAGCGAGAGGCAUUAAGGGAGGAUGAGGGAUGGGAAGAGGGAGAAGAUAGACGGGUAGGUGAGGGCGCAGGUGAGGAGUCUGAACAAGAGGAGGGUGGAGACGAGGGUGGAGACAAGGAAAGGCGUGCUGAGGGGGAGAUGUAUGGUCAAGGGCCAAUUGCGCCUGGUGAGAAUGCGGUGCAAGACGGUAUGGACCCUUUCUUUGCGGCGCCCCAAAAGAUUCAUGGUGAAGAGCCUAUUGCGACUGGUGAGAAUGGGGUGCGAGGCGGUAUGGAGCAUUCGUCUGAGUCCUCUUUCCUUUCCUUCUCAGUCGAGGAGGAGGGGAGAUUGGGAGAGGAUAGGGAAGAGAGAGGAACAGGGUCGCCUGGAGCAUCAGCAGCAUCUGCUUCAACAACCGUCACCGACUCAGCAGUGGAUUCAGCAGCCCAUCACUUAGCCAAGCACGUCUCGCUAAGUUCUGCUGUGGACUCCCCGGGUGCAGCUCACAACCCCUCUUUUCUUCCAAGCUAUGCUCCUCUUGCUACAGAUGACUUCGCUAAGAGAGAUGAAAGGCUGCUUGACCAAGGGCCAUGGGGAGGAAGAGCGGAAAGUGGGGAAGGGGGUGCUUUUGCUGGUGGGGAGGAGUGGGUGGGGUGGGAGGAGGAGAGGGAAGAGGUAGAUGAUGCAUGGGUGGCAGCUGAAAUCGCUGAUGCCAUGAUGUGGGCGACCGGGAGAGAAGAGAUGUUGGAUGUGUGUGGCGAGGAGUGUAGACUUAGGUUGGGAGAUCAAGACAGGUUCAAGAAUGAGAAAGCAAAUGGUGGUGAGAGGAGGGAGGAACAGAGCAUGAUAGUGACGUCAGCGCUGGUCAUCUGGAAGGGCCUCAUGUGCUGGACCAAUAGCGAGUCGCCAGUUGUCGUCGUGCUCUCAGGCUCCAUGGAACCCGGCUUCAAACGAGGCGACAUUCUCUUUCUCCACAUGAACCCAACGCCGCUCUCUGUGGGGGAGAUCGUGGUCUUCAACGUGGAUGGUCGAGACAUUCCCAUUGUGCACCGUGUGAUCAAGGUCCACCAAGAGGCCGACCCUGACGAGUUUCAGGCACUCACAAAAGGUGACAAUAACGAAGGGGACGAUCUGCCACUGUAUGCGGAAGGGCAGCUGUGGCUGCGCAAGAAGCACAUCAUUGGGCGCGCCAUGGGGUACCUCCCCUAUAUCGGCUACGUCACCAUUAUCAUGACUGAACACCCCUACAUCAAGGUACAGUAA